AUGCGGUGUACUUGGAUUCUACACUGCAGUUCAUCAUCACUGCGUUCAUUAAGUGAAGUGGAGCGUCGUUUUCGUGCUCGUGAUAUCACACUGCGGGUGUGCACAAAGAAUGGUACUGCACGACUUGUUUACGCGAACACCACAAAUUUAUUGAAGGAAACGAUUAAACGACAUCAUUUAGGAUCACGUACACAUGGACAUCUUUCUUUUCUAGAGCUUGUGGGUUCACAUUUAACGUUUACAAACAUCUUAGCAGCUUUACAAGAAGGGGAAGAACGUGUGAUUUCUCGCUUUACGGCUGAUAAUGCCACCAUUGUGGCGGAGUCUUUGGCUCUUGGUGAGUGUCGUUGUUAUAUUCGUGGGGAUAAUAAUGGGAGUAUUGAAGGAACUCCAUUUCCGUUGAAAGUAGAUCGGAUUUUGUAUGGACAGAGUCAGCCGUUUUCAUCCAUGACUGCAGCUCGAUUAGAUAAAUUGAUUUCUGAUGCUGAGGAGGAGGAGGAGCAGAAGAAGGGUAAUUCAGAUAUAUACAGUGGUAAUAAUAAUAAUAAUAAUAAUAAUAAUAAUAAUAAUAAUAAUAAUAAUAAUACGAUUAAACAGGUUCCUAUAGCAUUGGGAUUACAGGAUUUAUCACCUGAGAAAAUAGAAGCGUAUUUUCGAUAUAAUAUUUCUCUUCAUGGUUACAACUUCUUUAGACAGUCAGAAGGGGCGGCUGUGGCAUUAUGGUGUUAUUCACAUCUUCAUGAUGCAUCUAUUCAAGAAGUACUCACCCAAUUCAGUAAUGACAUUACAACAGACGCACUUGAUAAAUCUCAGGAAUUAGAAAGAGAACUUGAGAUGAGAAUAGGACGAGCAGGAUGUUCAUUUGGUGUAUUAGUUCAACCAAUCGUUGCGAAACAAACAGAAGAGAUGAGAGUAUAUGAAUUACAACGAUCUCUUCUACGGGCUUCUAUUUCUAAUCCAGAUGUGUUUAAUCCAUUAUAUCGCCGUGCACAAGAGGAUUGUCUCUCCUGUCAAGAUACACUUUCACUCGUGAGUGGAGAUUAUGAAGGGGCGUAUGCAGUGGCAUUAGCGGCCCGUCAAUGUACACAAGAUCCUUCUAUAGUGGCACCUAUUAUAGAAAAGAUACGGCAGCAGUUAGGUGUGCGGGAUAUACAGUUACAACUAGAGACAGAGUCAAUAGUGAGAAAUGGAUUAGAUUUCUUUUGUCGCUGCAGUAAAGGGGAUUUUAUGCGGUCGUUGAUAACACUUUCUAUGGAGGAAUUAGGGCGACUUCGGGAGGAAAACAGUUUUCAUUGUUCCUUCUGUGGUAAGGAUCAUCCACUGCUGCAUGAAGAUUGGGAGAAGGUUAUGCAAGAAAAAGAGAAAAGAUAA
Molecule: messenger RNA, 1371 nt
Organism: Trypanosoma theileri
Lineage: Eukaryota; Euglenozoa; Kinetoplastea; Trypanosomatida; Trypanosomatidae
Exons: 1
Coding region: 1-1371 (456 amino acids)
Biological process (GO): protein refolding
Cellular component (GO): cytoplasm
Molecular function (GO): protein folding chaperone
Source: RefSeq, a predicted model, not a curated record